AAGAGAAGAAGAUUAAAAAACAAACAAAUAAAAAGAAAAUGUCGACUUGGAUAUUAUAAACAAAAAAUUAUCUUCUAGAAGCAUUUAAACCGUAUACAUUACAUGUAUAAAUACAUACAUGUUGCAUACUCUUAUACUAGUAGCAGUCAUAAUAAAACGGAGCUGAGAUUACCUAACCAAAAGAAUCAUUCUUAAAAAGCAACCACAAAUGGAGGAAACAAAAAAGAGUUUGCUUGAUGAUUCUUUUACUAGUGCAAUGACACUUACCAAUUCAGGUGUUCCUCAAGUCCCUGAUCGUUACGUUCUUCCCCCAUCCCAAAGGCCAGCUCUUGGUUCAACAAGCUUAGGCACUACUACUACUGAGACGACAACACUCCCUGUCAUUGAUCUCUCUCUUUUACACCAACCUUCCCUUAGAUCCCGAGUAAUCCAUGAGAUCAACAUGGCCUGCAAGGAGUUUGGUUUCUUUCAGGUUAUAAACCAUGGAAUACCAUCAUCAGUGGUUAAAGAUGCCCUAGACGCAGCAACAUUGUUCUUUGACUUACCUGUUGAGGAGAAGAUGCGUCUUGUGUCUGCAAAUGUUCAUGAGCCAGUAAGGUAUGGCACAAGCCUUAACCAUUCAACAGACAGAGUUCACUACUGGAGAGAUUUCAUCAAGCAUUACUCUCAUCCCCUCCCAAAGUGGAUCGAUAUGUGGCCAUCAAAUCCUCCAUGCUACAAGGAAAAAGUGGGCAAGUAUGCAGAGGCAACACAUGUACUACAUAAGCAAUUGAUAGAAGCUAUCGCAGAAAGCCUUGGACUGGAGAAAAAUUACUUACAAGAAGAGAUUGAAGAAGGGUCACAAGUCAUGGCAGUGAACUGCUAUCCAGCGUGUCCAGAACCUGCAAUUGCCUUGGGAAUGCCACCACACUCAGACUUCAGCUCACUGACCAUCUUGCUCCAAAGUAGCCAGGGACUCCAGAUAAUGGAUCACAACAAAAACUGGGUCAGGGUACCGUACAUAGAAGGAGCUUUGAUAGUUCAGCUGGGAGAUCAGAUGGAAGUGAUGAGCAACGGGAUAUACAAGAGCGUGAUACAUCGUGUAACAGUGAACAAAGAUGUCAGAAGGCUAUCUUUUGCAAGUCUUCACAGUCUACCCCUGCACAAGAAGAUAAGUCCAGCAGCUAAGCUCGUCAACGGAAACAAUGACAAUGCAGAACCUGCCUACGGAGAGUUCAGUUUCAACGAUUUUCUUGAAUAUAUCUCAAGCAACGAUUUUAUACAGCAAAGAUUCAUUGAUACAAUAAAGAAGAGCAGCCCCUGAAGAAGACCACCCAAACCACAGAAUUCAACAAGGCAAUUUUCAUGGUUCGUCUUUUGGAUAAUUAAGGUUACGUUCCUGAUGCAUCAUCAUCUAGUAUCUACAUCUACUCUAUGCAAUCCAACAUCACCAAAUUAUCACAAAGCAGCAACCAAGUAAAAUUAUCCUGCAUGUAAACAGAUAUAACCCACUGUUUAUAUCACAUAAAAAGCUU
Molecule: messenger RNA, 1514 nt
Organism: Capsella rubella
Lineage: Eukaryota; Viridiplantae; Streptophyta; Magnoliopsida; Brassicales; Brassicaceae
Product: flavanone 3-dioxygenase 3
Exons: 3
Coding region: 209-1303 (364 amino acids)
Source: RefSeq, a predicted model, not a curated record